AUGUCUCUUGCCAUCAAUGAAUCUUUCCCCGCCAUUAGCCCUGCUGCUGUUGCCGUAGGUGCUUUGUACUCGCAUGCUACUUCAUUCAUCCUCAACCGUCCAGUUCUUGGUGCAGCUUUCCAAAAGGCACGUGCUUCUUCCUCGCUCGGCCAAGCCGUUCGGUCUGAUGAAACUGCCUCGGCUGCAAUUGCUCUCACAUCAUCCAGUCUUGUCUCAUUGAGCCAGUCUUAUGCUGUCAGUGCCCUUUUGAAGCUUGCCAAUGUGACCACUUAUAAAGCUGCCACAAUCGUGGGCACCUUGCUCUUUGCUGUCAACAGCGGUCCCGCAUUGGUCAAUGGUCUCUUCGUCAACAAGCAGAACCUGGACGCUAUCGCAGCUCAUGCUGCUGUGUCUCUCCUGGACACUGUUGGUCUGUCACUCGUCCUGACUUGGUGGAGUGGCGCUGAGACACCUCUACUGCAGUAA
Wickerhamiella sorbophila is the source of this 465-nucleotide messenger RNA. RefSeq lists its product as hypothetical. Bases 1 to 465 code for a protein of 154 amino acids. The record is from RefSeq and is a predicted model, not a curated record. Lineage: Eukaryota; Fungi; Ascomycota; Dipodascomycetes; Dipodascales; Trichomonascaceae. The transcript has a single exon.